CCAAACAAGGACGCACACCAUGCAAAAAGAUGCCUUCAAUCUUGGCAAAUUUAGAAGGGAACCGAAGUUUCUACAUUUUCAUAAGCCACCGACCAACUUCAACAACCACCACCAACCCCAGAAAGAAAGAAGCUUCCACCGAAGCUUCAAGAACGACCGAAUGACCCACAGACCCCACCUUCUUCCUCAAUCCUCAUCCUCUUCCAGUUCUCUCUAAAUUUACAUAAUCCCCACCUCCCAAAGCCAAGCCAAAAGUCCAACCCAUCAUUCAUAAAUCACACCUCUAAUCUCUUCUGGCCCUUUUGUUUCGUUCAGGCAUUUUCACAAACAUCUCAAUGGCCGCAGAGGACGGCGCGGUCACAAUCUACAGCGGCAGCGCAAUCACCGACGCCAAGAAGAACCCAUAUUCUCUCAAGGUCGGCCUAGGCCAGAUGCUCCGAGGCGGCGCCAUUUUUGAGGUCACCACAGCCGACCAAGCCAAGCUCGCCGAGGACGCCGGCGCUUGCUCCAUCAUCGUCUCUGAUCCACCCCGCGCCCAAGGCAUUUCGCGCAUGUCUGACCCAGCUCUCGUCAAGGACAUCAAACGCGCAGUUUCGAUCCCCGUCAUGGCACGAUCCCGGGUCGGCCAUUUCGUCGAGGCCCAGGUCCUCGAAGCCAUCGGCGUCGAUUACAUCGACGAGAGCGAGUAUCUGGCGAUAGCAGACGAGGACCAUUUCAUAAACAAGCACAAUUUCCAGACCCCCUUCGUCUGCGGAGCCCAAACCCUCGGAGACGCGUUGAGGAGAGUGAGAGAAGGCGCGGCGAUCGUAAGAACCCAGGGGGAUCUAUCUGGGUCUGGAAAUGUAGCCAUGGCUGUAAAAAACGUGAGAUCUGUAAUGGGUCAGAUAAGGCUGCUCAACAACAUGGACGACGACGAAGUCUUCGCGUUUUCGAAGGAAAUUCAAGCGCCGUACGACCUCGUUGCCCAGACCAAGCAAAUGGGUCGGCUUCCGGUAGUGCAAUUCGCCUCCGGCGGCAUUGUGACGCCGGCUGACGCGGCGUUGAUGAUGCAAUUGGGGUGCGACGGAGUCUUUGUCGGGUCGAAUGUUUUCAACUGUUCGGAUCCGUACAAGCGGGUGAGGGGCAUUGUUGAGGCGGUUAGGAACUACAAUGAUCCGCAUGUGCUGGUGGAGACGAGUUCUGGAUUGUCGGGUCUGAUGGCGGGUUUGGAUCUCGGUGAGGACAGGAUCGAACACUUUGGUCGCGGCCAUGGAGGUGUUUGAUUAGGAAACAUAAUCAUGUAUGAAGUAUAGAGGUUAUACUUGGAUCUGUCUCUUUGUUGUGACUUUGUUAGCUUAACAUGUUGUAUUAUUGAGGCCAAUUUUGUUAAAAUGCAGAUAUGAGAAUGGAGAAUAAUUUGUUGUCCCGCUCUGUGAUGAUGAUUAGGGUUAAAUGGUGUACUUAUUGGAGAUGUUAAUGAGAAUAAGUUUGUUAA
Molecule: messenger RNA, 1474 nt
Organism: Prunus dulcis (almond)
Lineage: Eukaryota; Viridiplantae; Streptophyta; Magnoliopsida; Rosales; Rosaceae
Product: pyridoxal 5'-phosphate synthase-like subunit PDX1.2
Exons: 1
Coding region: 336-1262 (308 amino acids)
Biological process (GO): amino acid metabolic process; pyridoxine biosynthetic process; pyridoxal 5'-phosphate biosynthetic process
Molecular function (GO): amine-lyase activity
Source: RefSeq, a predicted model, not a curated record